Cryptomeria japonica (Japanese cedar) is the source of this 921-nucleotide messenger RNA. RefSeq lists its product as uncharacterized. Bases 1 to 921 code for a protein of 306 amino acids. Lineage: Eukaryota; Viridiplantae; Streptophyta; Pinopsida; Cupressales; Cupressaceae. The record is from RefSeq and is a predicted model, not a curated record. The transcript is spliced from 3 exons.
AUGGUUAAGGUGAUUUCGAAGACUGUGAAUUUCUCUUGCUUUCUUGUUAAUGUCUAUGGGCCGACUUUGGCUAUAGAGAAGUGUAGAUUAUGGGAGGAGGUCUCCAGGCGCCUUGAGGAAGUGAGGCCCCUUCUAGCCAUCGUGGCUGGAGAUUUCAAUGCCACCCUCUCUUCCUCUGAGAAGCGUGGAGGGGUGAGGAGAUUGAGUCAGUCACAUUUGGAUUUCCAAUCCUUUGUUAAUGACAAUGCUCUUCUAGAAGUGGUUGCUAAAGGAGGGGGUUUUACUUGGACUAAUAGGCGUAGAGGGUCAAACCAUUUUCUGGUCUCCUUGGUUGUGCAGAAUGAUGUUGUGCCAAUUCGAUGUCCCUUCAAGAUGGAAAAGAUGUGGUUUAGGGAACCGAGUUUUAAAGAGUUGGUAGUGGGGUGGUGGAAAGAAGCCCCAGUGGUGGAAGGGUUUCUGGCCUAUCAAUUUUUCAAAAAGCUUAGCUAUGUGAAGCAGAAUUCAAAAUCUUGGAAUAGGGAGGUGUUUGGUAAUAUUUUUGAUGAGAAGAGAAGACUAGAAGGUGAUCUGGGGGCCUUGAAUGCUAAAGUCAUGGCAGAUGGAAUGGAUGAAGUGGAUUUCCUGACGAAAAAAGACCUUCUUAGUAGGCUUGAGGAUGGUUCGGUUGUUGAAGACCCAGAUAGUAUAGGUAAAGAGGUUGUGAGUUUCUUUGAAAAUUUGUGGAAGAAGAAUGGGAUAGCCCAGCUGGGGGUUCAAGUGGAGCUUCUGGAGCUGAUCCCUCCUUUAGUUUCUAGGGAGGACAACUCCAUGCUGGAGGAGCCUGUUUCACUGAAGGAAGUUAAAGCCGCGGUGUUUGGGUUGGGUGGGGAGAAGGCACCAGGCCCAAAUGGGUUUCAAGCGUUCUUUUUCCAAUCCUUCUAG